AUGAGCGUCAAGAGGGAGUGGGCUAUACUCGAAGAUGCCACCAACAAGUUCACGGUUGCCAAGAGGCUCAAGACGGCUGUUGAAGAGGACAGAGACGAGCUGAAGGCAACAGUCACCAGGCUGUGCGACGAGAUCCACGAAGCCAAGGCCAAGAUGGCAGAGGUCAAGAAGCUCUUCAGCAAGCACGUGGAGGACCUUCAGGACAAGGUAAUCACCCUCAGCGCCGACCUUGAUGCCCUGUCGGAAGGGAACCGCUCAUUCCUCGACGCGCUUGGGGAGGCCGCCGCCGAGGUCUCAGAACAGGACGAGCAGGCGUUGGACCCCAACGAAAGAAGGAAAGAGCUUUAUCUUGAUCCUCCUUCUGCUCAGUAA
Molecule: messenger RNA, 372 nt
Organism: Acanthamoeba castellanii str. Neff
Lineage: Eukaryota; Discosea; Longamoebia; Acanthamoebidae
Exons: 3
Coding region: 1-372 (123 amino acids)
Source: RefSeq, a predicted model, not a curated record